This is a messenger RNA of Strongylus vulgaris, 480 nucleotides long. Lineage: Eukaryota; Metazoa; Nematoda; Chromadorea; Rhabditida; Strongylidae. The record is from the annotation of a GenBank genome assembly.
AUGUUUGUAGAAACACAUCGCCGUAACGGCCGUCGCAUUACAUGUAAAACCGCGGACGCUCGCAGACGCCCUUGUUUUCGAGUUGAAUUCGCCUAUCCAAAAGGAAGUGAGCGUGACGAGAGGGCCGUGGCCAAACCAAACUUUGAGGUAGAGCGCAACGAACAAAUCUAUUCAGCUCAAGCAUUUGCUGCAACUCGUUUCGGAUCGACUAAACUCAAAACAUAUCAGUCGUCACAGUGUGGUGAAAAUGGCUACGGACAUCAUCCUUUCACAAUGCCAUCGAUUUAUGCUUAUUUGAGGCUGCUCGUGUUCCUGAAUGCAAUUGCUUGCGCGACGAUGUUGCAAAGUACAGAAGAAGAUACUGACACACAUAAAGGCGGAGAGUCCUCGGACGAAGAGAAGAAGCGACUUUUGGAGGAUGCUCAAGGUGAUCGUGCAAGUAGUGGGUUCGUUGAUGAUGACGAGCUUAGCGACCGUUAG